Dermatophagoides pteronyssinus (European house dust mite) is the source of this 2707-nucleotide messenger RNA. Its product is annotated as protein O-linked-mannose beta-1,2-N-acetylglucosaminyltransferase 1-like. Gene Ontology annotation, molecular function: beta-1,3-galactosyl-O-glycosyl-glycoprotein beta-1,3-N-acetylglucosaminyltransferase activity. Gene Ontology annotation, biological process: protein O-linked glycosylation via N-acetylgalactosamine. The record is from RefSeq and is a predicted model, not a curated record. Gene Ontology annotation, cellular component: Golgi membrane. NCBI's taxonomy places the organism in Eukaryota, Metazoa, Arthropoda, Arachnida, Sarcoptiformes, Pyroglyphidae.
AUUUUAUUAUCAUUAUUAUGUAUCAUAUGAUGAUCGUUCGAUCACAUAUUUCUUUGACAAAAAAAACAAAAACAUUUUUUUUUUGCAAAACCCCAUCACUAAAUUGACAAUCGUUUCAUUUUUGUUAUCAUUCUAAAAAUGGCAACAAACAUUGACAUAAGAUAGAAUUGACAUUAUCAAAAAAAGAAAAAUUAAUUUUAACAUUAUCAACCACGAAAACGAAAAAAAAUGUUAGAUAAAAAUAAUGAAGAAGAAGAAGAGCAUCAACCUUUGUUCAAAAACCUUGAUAAUAAUAGUGACCAUAUUGGAAAUCUGAAUAAAAAUCUAAAUAAAUCAUUCUGUUGUGGUCAUUUCAAUCGCUAUAAUCAUCAUCAUCAUUCAUCGUUAUGGUGGUGGUGGUGGCGACGGUGGAAAAAUCUUUUCAACAUUCGUUCAAUGCCGGCAAUUCCAAUGCGUCGUUUGAUAAUCAAAACAAUACGGUUUUUAUUUUUGGUCAUUUUGAUGGUCACUGUUAUUAUUAAUAUUCUAUUCAUUAUUGAAACUCGUAAUCGUCUUCAACAACAACAACAGCAACAAUCAUUGCCAAAUAUUGAUGAUGGUCAUUUCAUUAAUUCAUUGUAUGAUAAUCAUUCAAAUGAUUUCAAUAACAACAACAAUAAUAAUCAACAAAUAAUCAAAUUGGAUAUUAUAUCUAGUCAAAAUCGUGCUAUGGUUACAGUCGAUGGAACUAUUAUUUUAGACGAUUCUGAAGAUGGAAAAAAUCGUGGAAUACAUAUACUUGUAUUGAAUCAAAUGACCGGAUCAAUAAUGGCUAGACGUCAUUUUGAUACAUAUUCAACACAUGAAGAUGAAGCAAUGUCAUUAUUUAUUAGUAUGGUAUCCGAUGGACGAAUACUUAUAUUUGCUAUUAAAGAUGAGGGUAGUUUUCAAUUGAAAAAAACUGCACGUGAUUUUCUAACUAGAUUAGGAUCAAAACGUGCACAAGAUAUUGGUUGGCGUGAUAUGUGGACAAUGGUCAUUCAAAAACGUUUAUUAACACGGCAACAUUCAAAUACUGAUCCUUUAUUAGGUGAAUCAUAUUCAAAAUGUAUUGAUUUUAAUUCAUGGGCACAACCAGCUAUACUUCAUGUUGAUUUAGAACUAUAUCCAUCCGAAAUAAAUGAUGAUUGUAAAUGGACAACAACAACACCAUCAACAUUGUUUAAUAAAUUAUUAAGAAAUUUUUUACCAUCAUCAAUAUCAACUGAAUCGAAUAUGAUUGAUGAAGUAAAAAGUAUAUCAUCAAAUUUUGUUUUUCUUACCGAUGAUAAUGAAACAAAAGAACGACGAAAACAUUUUUGUUCACGUAUUGAAGGUUAUGGUUCGGUUUGUAGUUGUAAUGAUCCAUUACCAUUACGUUUUGUUUCCAAUUAUGAUCCAAUGGCUAAAAUAUCACAAGUUCCGAUAGCUAUUAUUGCUUCGAAUCGUCCACAUUAUCUUUAUCGAAUGUUACGAACAUUAUUGCUGACGCCUGGCUGUAAUCCAUCAAUGAUAACAAUUUUUAUCGAUGGUUAUUAUGAAGAACCGUUAGAAGUAGCAAAAUUAUUUGGCCUUCGUGGUAUACAACAUACACCAAUUGGUCGAGGCAAUUCAAGAAUUACACAACAUUAUAAAGCUAGUCUAACGGCUACAUUCAAUCUUUAUCCAGAUGCACAAUAUGCUAUUAUUUUGGAAGAAGAUUUGGAUGUUUCACCGGAUUUUUUUGGAUAUUUUGCACAAACAAUGCAUCUACUUGAUCAAGAUGAUACAUUAUUCUGUAUUUCAGCUUGGAAUGAUCAAGCAUAUGAACAUACAUCAAGUGAUACAAGUUUACUUUAUCGUGUUGAAACAAUGCCCGGUUUAGGUUGGAUGUUAACACGUAAAUUAUAUAAAAAUGAAUUAGAAUCUAAAUGGCCUACACCGGAUAAAUCAUGGGAUUGGGAUAUGUGGAUGAGAUUAUCCGAUAUACGACGUGGUCGUGAAUGUAUUGUACCUGAUGUAUCACGUACAUAUCAUUUUGGUUCAUCUGGUUUAAAUAUGAAUUCAUAUUUUCAGGAUAUGUAUUUUAAAAAACAUGCAUUCAAUACAAAUCCAAGUGUUUUGUUGAAAAAUGUUGAUCUAUUGAAAAGAGAAAACUAUGAACGUCUAAUCAAUCGAUUGAUUCGUAUGGCUGUAAUUAUUGAUCAUCGAAAAGGUCCUUGUGACUCGAAUUUUCUUAAAACAACAACAACAACAACCAUCAAUGUAGCGAAAAAUCUUACCCAAAAUCAAUCAUCAUCACCAACAUUACAGUCAAUGAUGAUGGAUACGACAAAUAUCUAUCUGAUAUUUAUUCGUAUGACAAAUGUUAAUGAUUAUAAUACAUGGCUUCAAAUGGCAAAAUGUUUACAUAUAUGGGAUCUAGAUGCUCGUGGCUAUCAUAAUGGAAUGUGGCGUUUACAUUAUUAUCAUUCACAUUUGAUUAUAAUAGGUGUGCCUUAUUCACCUUAUAGCGUUUUUAAACCACCACAUAUUGUGCCUUUAUCAUUAUUGUCCAAAUCAUCAUCAUCAUCAUCAUUAUCGCCAAUACGAACAAAAUAAAAUCAAAUAAUUGAUCCGAUUGAAACAAUUCUUACAUUUUAAUUGAUUUAUUUUUUUCCUAUUGGAUGCUAUUUCUAUACAUGAAUCAUUCAGAGAGAGAGAAAAAAAU